Molecule: messenger RNA, 5544 nt
Organism: Ictalurus punctatus (channel catfish)
Lineage: Eukaryota; Metazoa; Chordata; Actinopteri; Siluriformes; Ictaluridae
Exons: 15
Coding region: 105-2723 (872 amino acids)
Cellular component (GO): early endosome membrane; intracellular membrane-bounded organelle
Molecular function (GO): phosphatidylinositol binding
Source: RefSeq, a predicted model, not a curated record
GUGGUGUGGUAUGUUUCAUUUAUCCGGAAGAGCCUGUUCAUGGACAUCGUUAAGUCUGAAGUGGCGCAGCCGUGAGAAUCUGAAGAGAAAGAGAAAAGGGGGAAAUGCAUCUUUGGCGUUGUGCGUUUGCUGUCGUUUUAGGCAUGGUUUGGUAUUUUUCCGAGUCCGGAUAUUUUUUGGUCCAGGUGGCUUGCUGUGCGCUGGGUUUCCUUACAUUCUAUCUAAAUGGAGGUAACAACAACGUUUGUGAAAGUAGCACCCAAACAGACUGUGCCGCUGAUGAAGAUACAUCUCAGCAGAAAAGUGAGAUUGGCUGUAUAGUGGGCAGAGAUUAUCCAGAUACAGCAGUCCAAACUGUACAAAAAGCAUCUCACCAGUCACAGUACCCAAAGAUCCAGAGGUCACUUCAGCAUGUGUUUAAGUGUGCCUACACACACCUGGUCCUGCCAUGGAGCACUGCUCCAGAACCUGGAGAUAGUCAGCCCCUAUAUACAGCAUUACUCACUGAAUACAACUUUGUCAUGGAUGAGAUCAUUUACAAGGCCAAGGACUUGGAUCUCUCAGUUACUGCUCUUGGCUGCAUUCAGACCAUCACCAAGCACCUUCGCAACACAAAGCAGUCAGAAGGGACCCCAGCAUUCAGUUCUAAGGCUGAAGAGAUGGAAGUUGUUAGAGGCUUCUGUAAGGCCCUCAUACACAACCUUUUACCUAAACACCUCUGGGAACCAAAUGUCUACUACUGUGCCCUACAAGAAAUUCUGGCUAUGAAAGUAGUGGAAUUUGUGACAUUGCUCUCUGACCCAGACAACUUGAACCACCUAAUCGUUUCUCAGUUGGACCAAGUGCCCUCAGGAAACCUGUUAGAGGUAGUGCAUGACCCAGAUAGAGACACUCCUUCCUCAAACUCAAGUGAGAACAAUGAUGUGCUACAAGCUGGGGCAGAGGAACAUCCAUGUGAUGAAGGCAAAGCUAAAAAGAAAGGCAAGAAUCCGAAAGAGAAGUUUUCUAAGUUUUUUGAAAAUAUUAAACGGAAGAAAACCAAAUUAAAGAGAAAGGAGAAAAAUCUAACAGGGGGAGCUGUGUCAGUCCGCAGGCCUGCAGUAGUACAGGUUGAUGAUACACAUAGCAGUGAGGGCUCCAUCUGUGACAAUGUCGAGACUGAUGUGGAAAGUCUUACAAGUUCCCUCCAGGAGGAGAUGAUGGAAUUUAAGCUCUCCUACGAGAUGUGGAGGGUUGGAGAAUGGGCAGUUACUGUCACUAAUGUCCAGAUGGAUGGAAAUGAGUUGUGUUUCACAUUUCACUUGGAGGACCGCAACAAUCCUGAAAACCUCCAUUGGGAUGUGACAAGGAAGCUGUCAGACAUAAUCCAAUUUUGCAAGGAAAUAGGACCCCCACCCUUCUUAUCGACAAUAGUGGAGAAGCCAAAAACGGAGUGGAGUAAGGAGGAAGCAAGAGAAGAUUUGGAACACUCCUUACAAGACCUGGUGACGAAUAUAGAGCUCGGCAAGUCUGAGCUUGUGUUCAAGUUCCUUGGUCCAAUUGACUGGAUACUGCAUGAAGAAGAGCAUAAUGAAUGGGUGUGGGUUCUUUUGGGGAGGAUUGCAUUCUUCCUUACUCCUGGCCAAGAUGAUCAAGAUGAUCAAGAUGAUCAAGAUAAUGAUGAGCUGAGUAACCCCAAAGGGGAUGAGGAGCAACAUGAAGUUAAUACAACAGAAUCCACACCUCAACAUGGACCGGAUGCUACCCAGCAAAUGUGUACAGACCCUUUAGAGAGACAAGACAAAGAAACUGCAAAUGAGUCGUUUGUAGCAGAUGGAGAACACUUACCCAUACCUGAGCAGACUUCCACCUGUACGAGUACAAAACAACUCACAGACCACACUGCUGAUCAGCCUGAAGUGAAUCCUGAUGGAAUUCAAAGUGAUGGUUUAAAUAUAGCACAGUUUGCAGUCAGGACAAAAUACAUUCAAUUCGAACAUGUAAAACGAAAUGCUGCAGCCUACAGAUCAUCUGAAAAUGAUGAGAAUAGUUCAAUCCAUGGCACUGAUGAGGUUUCAGUCUCCAAUUCUACUGGAAAUAUAAGCAAGGUAGAAAAUCUUCCUCACAGAAAGUCAUCAGAAACAGAUAAACCUGAAAGGAAGGAGAAAGAAUCUCAUCCUGAAAAAGAGACAUUGAUUCAGCCAUCAGGAGAGACAAAAAUGUCCAACCAUUGGGAACAACCUGAGGCCAAUAAAGUGAUAUUUGAUUUACUGAAGGAAAUUUCUGGAAAUUCAUACACCGUUAAAUUCAUGAAGGCUAUCGUAACACCAUUCACACCACUGAUAAACAAGAAAGUGAAUGGUUUUUUGAAAAACAUGAAUCCUUCAGAAGCUCAGAUUGCUACCUACAUUGAUACAUUUUGUAAGAACAUAUGGCCUGCCAGUGCUGAACCGCAGCCUCUACCUCAAAGCAGCGACAACAAGAAGGAGACCAAGCAGAAAGCAAUGCAGAUCAUGACUUCCAAGUGUACGUAUUGGCAUAUUUUAUGCUGUAUUCUAGACAUUUUCUGCUUUAAAUUUACUGCUAUGUCAUGUUUCAAUAGUUGCAGGCUUCUUAAGCAUCAACAAAACCAAUGUGGAGCGCAUUUUCAAGAUCUUUCAGAAUGGAGAAGAAAACAAGAAGCUGGUUUAUAUGUUGCUGAUAUAUCUCUUGAGAGUGUUUCUGCCUGGAGAACCUGGUUUUAAUGUGAUGUCCAAGUUAAAUGUGAAGUCUACUAUUUAAUAUUGAUGGACAGUUUUAAGUCUUGAUUAGAUACCAUGCCCUACUUUAUAUUGAUUAUUUAUUUGAGAGAUGGUUUUUAUCCAAAACCACCUCUAAGUGAAACAGAAUGUACCUCCUAUUAGGGACUUUGUCCAACGGCCAGUAGUGUCUCUCUGGCAGUUCUGGGACGUUUUGGUUACUUGUUGAAAAAAGCACUGUUUGUUUCUUAAAAUACAAUGCACAUUGUUCAUUCAUCUUCAGUAACUGCUUUUUCCUGGUCAGGGUCACAGUGGAUCCAGAGCCAAUGCCAGGAACAUAGGGUGCUAAGCAGAAAUUCACACUUGAUGGGACACCAGUCCAUUGCAGGGCACCAUGCACACACAUUUUCACAUACUCAUUAACACCUAGGUGGGAUUUAGAUUAGUCAAUCCACCUAAAUACAGAACAUGGAAGAAAUCCAUUCAGACACAGGGAGAACAUGACAGUUUGCACAGACAGUAACCUGAGCUUGGGGACCCAGUAUCUGUGAGGCAUCAAUGCUACCCACUGCAUUACCAUGCAAUCCUUAUUGCACAUUAUUCUCCACAUACAAAAAAAAAAAAACAUUAUGUUGUGUAUAUACAGUCAGACACACAAAUAUUUGGACAUUGACAAAAUAACUGUUAAUAGUAAUAAUAGUAAUUAUUUUAGUUGUCUAUCACAGGAUACAGGAGUAUAAAUAUAUAUAAGAGUUGAAAGUCUUUUAAUUUGAGGGUAUUUACAUUCCCUGGUGUGGUGCUCUGCCAGGCUUUUACUGCAGUCUUCAGUUCCUGCUUUUUCUUGGGGAGUUUUGGCUUCAGCAAGUGAGAUGCAUGGUCAAUUGGACUCGAUUGAUGACCAUUGCAGAACAUUCCACUUUGUUGCCUUAAAACGUCUUGGAGUGGCUUUCGAAGUAUGCUUCGGCUCUUUGUCCAUCUGCAUUUAAAGAACCGUCCAAUGAGUUUUGAAGCCUUUGGCUGAAUCUGAGCAGAUAAUGUAGCCCCGUACACGUCACAAUUCAUUUGACUGUUUUUGUCUGCAGUGUCACAUUAUCAAUAAAUACAAGGGAAUCAGUUCCAUUGACAGGCAUAAAUGCCCACGGCAUUAGUGUUGUUAUGCUUUGGAUCAUGAGCAGUUCCUUCCCUUCCCAUAUUCCUCUCUUCUCAUCAUUCUAGAACAAGUUAAUCUUGGUCUCGUCUGUCCUUAUCUGUUGUUCUACAGGAUUUGUGAGAUGUUUCUGGCUAACUCUAACCUGAGCUACCUGUUUUUGAGGUUUACCAUUGAUUUACGUCUUGUGAUAAACCCUCUGUAUGUACUGUACUUUGGUGAAGCCUUCUGUUGAUUGUUGACAUUAACACAAAUACUCCUAUUUCACCUGGCCAACUGUGGUGAGUGAAAAAGUUCUGUGGUGUUCUGGGACUUUUGGUGUUCCUGACCUCACUAGUGCAUUAUUUAUUAAAAAAAAGAAAAAAAAAAAAAGAGUACCAAAUAGUUAAAUUGGCCACACCUAAUGUUUUUUUUUUUUUUUUUUUUUUUUUUUUUUUCCAGUUCCUCUGACGGGUUUAUUUUGAUUUUUCAGCCUAAUGAUGGCUCACUUCACUGGCAUUGACAGCUCUUUGGACUUCAUAUUGAGAGUUAACAAUAAUUGCUUUAAUAACUAAAAAUCUACACUUAGAGCUCAUAUUCAUUAUUUAGUUACAACUACAAUUCAACUUUAUUUGUAUAGCUUUUUAACAACGGACAUUGUCUCAAAGCAGCUUUACAGAAACAUAUAAACACAGGAUUCAGAUUUUAAAUGUGCGAAUUUAUCCCAAUUGAGCAAGCCGGUGGCAAACAAAAACUCCCUAAGAUGUUAAGAGGAAGAAACCUUGAGAGGAACCAGACUCAGAAGUUCACCUUAACUCAAAUAUAUUUUGGUAGACAAUGAAUAUAAUGAUAAUUUUGUCCAAAUAUUUAUGUACCUGCCUAUAAUAUAUUUGUAUUGUACAGUGUGACUCAUACUUGUUCUACUCUUCAGUUUGACCCACUUUGAUUAUUUAUAGAAAUAAAAAGACAUUUUUAUUUUAUUUUAUAAAAUGUGUUCUACAUUUUCAUUGUUUCAGUCAUAUAUUGUAAAGUCUAAAAUCUACCUUGUCUUGUAACGAUCAGUUUAAGCAGUAUACAGGUGCAUCUCAACAAAUUAGAAUAUCGAGGAAAAGUAAUCUCUCUCUCCCCCCCCGUAAAUUAAUUCAAAAAGUGGAGCCUUCAUAUGUUCUAGAUUUUGAGAUACUGGAUUUUUGAUUUCGAUGAGCUGUAAGCUGUAGUAAUCAAGAUUAAAAUAAAAAAAAAGUUUGAAAUAUUUAAUUUUAUGUGUAAUGAAUCUAGAAUAUAUGAAAGUUCCACUUUUUGAGUUCAUUUACAGAAAAAAUAAUUUUUCCAUAAUGUUCUACUUUGUUGAGAUGCAUUUGAGAUGUAUAUGGAAAUGGAGCUCCAAAGCUAUUACUGGGGCUCCUGCUCAUGGCAUGUGUAUGUGUGUGUGCAUGUUUGGAAGGUCAUGAGUUUAAAUCCCUGGACUAACCCUCAACUGCUCUGUUGUAUAAAUGAGAUAUAUAAUCUGCCAAAUGCCAUAACAAAAUUAUUAUUGGUGUUCAUUAGAGAUGCUGAGUGUGGGCAUAUAUCAGGGAAUUUUUUUUUCUUUUUUUUUGUCGCAUUAUAUGUAUUGUCCAAUUAACAAACAAAAAAACCCUAAGGCACUUUCACCCGAACAUGAAGGUUGUGUAUGUGUGCUUGUUUUUGUUUUGAUUGUUG